This is a messenger RNA of Vigna angularis (adzuki bean), 1899 nucleotides long. RefSeq names its product endo-1,3;1,4-beta-D-glucanase. The transcript has 8 exons. Gene Ontology annotation, molecular function: hydrolase activity. The coding region runs from base 212 to 1186 and encodes 324 amino acids. The record is from RefSeq and is a predicted model, not a curated record. NCBI's taxonomy places the organism in Eukaryota, Viridiplantae, Streptophyta, Magnoliopsida, Fabales, Fabaceae.
UCCUUCUGCUUUUAUCUGAGGGAGUGUUUAUCUCUUUUCUUGUGUAGAAAGUAAUAAUUUCUAGUUUUUGGAAACUAACGUGAAGAAGUGAAUAUCUUGAUAAAGUUGAGACGUCACUGAAAAGAUAGAUAUAAAUGUAGUUGGAAGAAAAGUUGAAAGAGUGGGGAAAGACAAGAUCUUUAGGUGAGUGUGUGAGGGAAAGAAAAGAAAGAUGUCAGGGCCUGAGUGCUGUUCAAACCCACCAAUCCUUAGCCCAACUGCAGGAAAUGGAACUGUGGAGAAAGUGGGUGGUCUUCACUGCUAUCUCACUGCCUCUCCUCACUCUAAUCUCGCCGUUCUUAUGCUCUCCGAUGUUUUCGGAUAUGAAGCGCCACUUUUAAGGAAACUUGCUGACAAAGUUGCAGCUGCUGGGUAUUAUGUGGUUGUUCCUGACCUCUUGGAGGGUGACCCCUUUAAGCCUGAUGAUUCUCUCUAUACCUUACCUGUUUGGUUAAAAGAUCAUGGACCCGAGAAAGGUGCUGAUGGUUCAAAACCCGUAAUUGAAGCCUUAAAAAGUAAAGGGUUUUCAGCAAUCGCUGGUGUUGGUUUUUGUUGGGGUGCUAAGGUCGUGGUUGAACUUGCCAAAUCCAGACUGAUCCAAACAGCAGUGCUGUUGCAUCCAUCAUUUGUCUCUGUGGAUGACUUCAAGGCUGUUGAUACUCCAAUUGCUAUACUUGGAGCCGAGAGUGACAAAUAUUCUCCUCCAGAGCUUGUGAAAGAAUUUGAAGAAAUCCUAGCUGCUAAACCUGGGGUUUGGAGUUUUGUUAAAAUACAUCCAGGAGUAGAACACGGUUGGGCUGUGAGAUACAACACAGAAGAUGCAGAAGCUGUGAAAGCCGCAGAGGAGGCCCACAAGGACUUGCUGGAUUGGCUUGCUAAACAUCUUAAUUUGGUGAUGACGAGGGAGAAGUGGAGGAGGAGGAAUAGGAAGAGGAUGGGAAUGGAGAGAGGUGUGCUGUGGGAAGUGGACCACCACAAGCCACCACCGCAACCUAGCACCACCACUGAUCAUCUUCACCGCCAUCAAACUCUAUUUCGCCUCACCACCAUCACCACAUACCUGCAAUCAGAAAAAUCCCAAUCGCGAAGCCACUGCGAAGCUGUCACACUCAUCUUCUUCACCAAAAACCUCCAUAGCUUCGUGUAACCAGGACACCACAGACCCACCCCCUUCUCCAUCAUUCUCGCGCAAUAACCUCCAUUGCGAAACCUUCACCAACCUAAAUCGCGCUGUUGUUCAAGCCAAACGCACCACCCCCAAUCUUCUGCGCGAACCAGAUGCAUCAUCAAAGUCGCGCACCUCGCAUCUACAAGAAGAGAAACCAAACAAUGCAGAUCCAAAAUCACACAACCAUCAAAAACGCGAAUCAUCUCCAUAGCAGGGUAAGCAAGUCGCGCCCUCAUGACAACCCAGGAGAAACCCUUUCUCCCUUUUAACUUUGAUCCAGGGAUUAAGGGUUUGUUUUUGCUAUUUUGUUAUUUAUUGUUGUGAGAUCUGGUGAUGGGUUUUAAUGUUGAGAAAUUUCAUUGAGUAUGACGAAGCUAUGAUCUCCACGGCGAUGGAGUUGUUCUUUCAGGUUCUAAUUCCCUGACAUAGAUAAAAGACUCAAGUAGCAAAGUGUAAGAACAGUAAUUAGAUGGUGAGAAAGGAGAUGAUUGGACUUGACCAUGGCGUGAAGUAAAAAGGGUAGUGUUGAGGGGCUUUGGGUGUUGACGAUGGAAGUGGUUGAGUCAAAAGUAAUGUGUAGUUUAUGGAGGGUUUGCAUUUUGAUUUAGCAGGGAUUGCAAUAUGGGCAUGGGUAUUGGAAUUGAAAAAUUGUGAUGAAUUAGUUGAAUUAAUGGUUGGAGUUGAAUGUUUCA